AUUUGUUUGAGGAGUGGACAUCCAUUCAGAACUUAAAAUGGCUUUGAUGGCGUUUUGGAGUGUAUCAAUUGCAGCGAAUCAAAAACUUUACUUUUAUUGUCGUUCAUUUAAAAAAACACGAAAGUGUCAUAACCAACCGUGUCGAUAUUCUAAACUUUUCACAAUACUGACUUGCGGAAAACAGAGGGAGCAAAACUUUUAUUCUCAAACUACCUUGUCGCCUUCAACCUAUGAGAAGAUCGACUAUAACAAACUAUCUCCCAUGUUGAGGCACUAUUGGGAUACUAAAAGUGAACAUCCAGAUUACCUUUUAUUGUAUCGAGUGGGAGACUUCUACGAAUCUUUUUUCGAUGACGCCCAAAUACUAGCAGAAACUCUGGAAGUGACACUAACUAGUAAAGGCGGAGGAAAAGAUUUGGGAUGCAAGGUUCCUAUGUCAGGAAUACCUCAACAUUCAUUGGAUAAAUAUCUUUCAAUAUUGUUAAAGAAAAACGUCAAAGUUGCAGUUUGUGAUCAAACCGAACCUGCAACAAUGGCUCAAGCAGGUUCUUUAGUAAAAAGACAAGUAACCCGUCUACUUACGCCAGGCACUUUGACGGAAGAUUCUAUGUUGGAUGCUAAGAAAAACAAUUACUUGGCUGCUAUUGCUGUAGACAUGAGCUCAUCUACAAAAGAGUUUAACCGAGUGAAUUGGGCAAUUGCUUAUGUUGAUACUUCUACCGGAGAAUUUCAAGGAUUAGAAGGAAAGAAUAUCGAUGCUUUUAUAAGAGAACUCAUAAGGAUUUCUCCUUCGGAAGUUUUGAUGGAAGAUAACCCCAUAUGGAAGAAUAUUCUACAAGAGCAAUGUAUUACGUAUCAGCUACCAGAAUUAUGUUAUACUGCUCGACCUGUUCACUCUUUUGACAGUCAGUUGGGUAAACAACAACUUUUACAAAGAUUUCAUUGUAAUAGCAUUGAAGUGUUUGGUUUAAAAGACUCUUGCUUGUUACUAAAAGCUUGUGCAGCUAUAUUUCAUUAUUUACAAGAAACCAUUGAAAGAAUAGCACCGAUCAAUUUGAAUUUCUUUCGAUUGCAUAGAGCUGAUGAAUUUGUUCAUUUAGAUGAAAAUACUUUGCGGAAUUUAGAAGUACUUGAAACACUAAGAGAAGGAAAUAAGAAGGGAUCCUUGCUUUGGUCUGUUGAUCGUACAGUUACUUGUAUGGGUGCAAGACUGUUACGAAGAUGGUUAUUGCAUCCAUUGAGAGAUGGGCGAAUAUUAAAUGCAAGAUACGAAGUUAUAGAAUUGCUUAUUCAAAACUGCGAUAUUCUAUCAGGUUUAGUUGACACUCUAAAAGGUUUCAAUGACUUGGAAAGAUUGGCUUGUCGUAUAGGUUCUCUUCGUGCGAAUGAAAAGGACUUUUAUCAUUUGGGAGAAUCCUUGAAAAAGAUCCCUCGCUUACUACAUAUCUUGAAUAGAUUGAUUUCUUCUUCUAUUGAUAGACAAAAAAGAGUGGUUGAUUUACUUGCAGCUAUUCUGUCGCCAUUGUCAGAAGAGUUGAUUCAAGUUAUCGUGGAAGAAAUCGAUGCUAACAUUACUUUGUCAUCACCAGUUUCCACAAGUCCUCAUGUUGUAGAUAAUUUUACUGGAUCCAACUCCGAAAGUGUGCUCUUCGUUCAAAGUGGAAAAAAUCAGCAAUUGGAAGAAUUGGAGAAAGAAUACAAGCUUCAUAUGCAAUGGAUGCUGGAAUAUGAAAGGAAUGAAAGGAAGAGAUUGGGUUUACACAAUUUAAAAGUUGGCUAUCACAAGUCUUUGGGUUAUUACAUUUCCAUUUCGAAACGUGCACUUUCCAAAGUUCCAAAUGACUAUAUUCGAAAGCAAACACUAAUAGGAGAAGAACGUUAUACCACUACUCAAUUACUGGAGAGAGAAAGAAGUAUUUUAUAUGUUCGAGAGUGUCUUGCUUCAAAGGAACGCGAAAUUUUCGAUAACUUUCGUAAUCACCUGCAACAAUAUGCACCUUCAUUACAGAGAAUAGCCGAGGCCGUAGCAACAUUGGAUGUCUUUUGUGGUUUGGCAAGGAUGGCAAUGGAAAGAGAAUAUUGUAGACCGCAAUUAUAUUUAUUGGAUGAUGAAGAGAAGAAUAGUUCAUCAUCGGCAGUUGUCUUGAAGAUAGAGAAUGGUCGCCACCCAGUAGUUGAGCAAAUGAUUUCACCAGGAAGCUUUGUUUCCAAUUCCAUCGAUUUAUCUCAUCAGUCGAGUCGUUUGGUAAUUUUGACAGGACCCAAUUCUUCUGGCAAAAGUUGUUAUUUGCGUCAAAUAGGAACCAUCCAAUUAUUGGCGCAAAUAGGUAGCUUUGUACCGGCACAAGAAGCUCAAUUAAGUAUUAUGGAUGCAAUAUUUACUCGAGUUGGAGCUGUAGAUGAUAUUGGUUCAGGUCAAAGUACUUUUAUGGUAGAAAUGACUGAAACUGCAAGAAUAUUGCGUCAAGCAACCAAAUAUUCAUUGGUAUUGUUGGAUGAAAUUGGUCGUGGGACAACAACUUUAGAUGGUUUGAGUAUUGCAUGGAGUGUAGCAGAAUAUCUUUCAUCAAAUAUUCAAUGUUUGAGUAUUUUUGCUACUCAUUAUCAUGAGAUGAAUGAACUCGCUUCCGUAUUUCCUUGGGUUAUCAAUUUACAAGUAAAAGUCAUCGAAAAGGAUGAUCAAGUCAUAUUUUUGCACAAGGUUAUUCCUGGAGGAGCCAAUAAAAGUUAUGGUAUCCAAGUAGCUGGUUUGUCAGGUUUGCCUGACGUUGUAGUGGAAAGAGCUCGAACCGUUUGGAGGACUUUGGAACAAGUAGGAAUGCAAUUGAAUCAUGUAUUAAAGACUCAGUUGUAUCAAAUAAGCAAUGGAAAUGAAAAUGUUUCCAGAGAGAAAUCCAAUGAUAAUAUGUUGAUGACAAAUGGUACAAAAUACAAUAGAAUGAAUAACAGCAAUUAUGAUAUGGAAAGUCUGCAAGAACAAUUAAAAGACAUGAAACGACAACUGGCAUUAUUGGAUGCACAAUUUCAAGAGUGGCUCACAAAGGAGAAAGAAAUAAGAUGAUCAAGAGCAAUAACUGAGACAAGUCAUCUUUUGUAAUAUUAUUGCAACAUAAAAUAUGUGUUCAUCGA
Messenger RNA from Galdieria sulphuraria, 3129 nucleotides. Its product is annotated as DNA mismatch repair protein MutS. The coding region runs from base 38 to 3061 and encodes 1007 amino acids. The transcript has 3 exons. The record is from RefSeq and is a predicted model, not a curated record. Gene Ontology annotation, biological process: mismatch repair. Gene Ontology annotation, cellular component: cytosol. NCBI's taxonomy places the organism in Eukaryota, Rhodophyta, Bangiophyceae, Galdieriales, Galdieriaceae. Gene Ontology annotation, molecular function: ATP binding; ATP-dependent DNA damage sensor activity; mismatched DNA binding.